Molecule: messenger RNA, 2595 nt
Organism: Hyaloscypha bicolor E
Lineage: Eukaryota; Fungi; Ascomycota; Leotiomycetes; Helotiales; Hyaloscyphaceae
Exons: 2
Coding region: 1-2595 (864 amino acids)
Biological process (GO): regulation of transcription by RNA polymerase II; DNA-templated transcription
Cellular component (GO): chromatin
Molecular function (GO): DNA-binding transcription factor activity, RNA polymerase II-specific; RNA polymerase II cis-regulatory region sequence-specific DNA binding; zinc ion binding
Source: RefSeq, a predicted model, not a curated record
AUGCUUUCGCAAAUGCCAGAUAUGGAACCACCAACCCAUGUUGUGGGCUCUCAGGGCCGCAGAGGUAUCUUGCCGAGUGCUCCAGGACGUCCGGCAGUGUCGCAGACAGGAACUGGGACUGGCAAGAAUGCUUUGAUACCUGCCAAAGAUGCCGAUGGAAAAUUUCCUUGUCCUCACUGCACCAAGACUUAUUUACAUGCAAAGCAUUUGAAGCGCCACCUUCUUCGACACACUGGAGAUCGACCGUACAUGUGUGUACUUUGCCGUGACACUUUCUCCAGGAGCGACAUCUUGAAGCGCCAUUUCCAAAAAUGCUCCAUUCGUCGUGGCAACCCAACUGGUGCUAGCCAUCUGUCUCACGCUCAAGCUCAUUUGAAGAAAUCGCACCCUGGUCCUCACAAAAGCUCCAACUCCAUGUCAAAUGAGAACGAUCUCAUGGGUGUGAACGGAAUGUCAAAUGUUUUUGGAGUUGUUCCCAAUGGAGAGCUUCCAGAUGCUGCUUCUGGCUUGACCGACCAACAAGCUCAGGACGCACUCUCUCGAUCUAACAGCUUGAAACGCCUCAGCGCAGGAGAUGGAAGAGAUGGGAGAGGCAUGGCUGGGCUUGGCUCAGGAACCUCGAACCGUGCUAGUUUUGAUCAGAGCUAUGGUGGAGCAUUAGGAGGGAGUCCCAUGCCCGGCACUGGUAUGAAUCCUUCACUCGCGUUCAAUCUACCCCACGGACAGAAUGGUCACUCAUAUGGUCAGGGUCAGGGCUAUGAAUACGUCUCUCACGGCAACAGCUCGAGUGUCCAGUCACACUCCGCCUCUGGACAGGACUCUUGGUCUCAAAUGUUUCAACCCAGCGGUCCAGAUGGCUUCAUGAGCGCAUAUAAUCCAAGCAUCACCAAUUCUCACGUAUCCAUCAAAACCGAGCCCUCCAUCACCAACUCCGCCCACGUCAUCUUCUCUGGCAUUUAUCCUGGCAUCGCUACCUCGUCAAGCAUUCCUUCCUGGAACCUUCAGAAUGACCCACUGGAAGAAAUCUCCAGCAGACUUAUUUACUUCUGCUUUCCAAGCGAGCAAAUUAUUGGUCGCAGCAACGACAUUCGAACCUAUUUGUCGGCAGACAACAUCAAGCACUUUUUAGAACACUUCACCAGUUUUCAAGGUCACUUCCCCAUUCUCCAUAUACCUACCUUUAGGAUUGCCGAAGCUUUCGACGGUCUGCUUCUCGCUAUGAUUUGCAUUGGUGCAGUGUAUUCUUCGCGCAUGGCAUCAACACAAGUACGCGAGAUGAUGGAACUCGCCAAGUCUGUCAUAGAGCGCAAUUCGCCAAUUUAUUCCAUAGUAUCACGAGAGCAAACCAGGGACAGUGGCUUUGGUGACGAAACCAUUGGUUCAAGUACGAUUGGCUCAAGCAAGUCAGACCUAGAGCAGAUAACCGCUAUAUUCAUGAUGCAAGUAUUGUUUACGUGGCAUGGUACUCCCCUUCAACGUGAGAAGGCGCGCCGCGAAUUUCCUUUGGUUGCUGAGAUUGCGAGAAGGGCUGGCCUGACGAAACCGAUGACAAGUUCGCCAUUCAGCGUCUUGCACCAGCCGAAUGCUACGGUCGAGAACUUCAACGCCGCAAGCUUUGAUUGGAAUGCUUGGGUUGAGCAAGAGAAGCGUUCGAGACUUAUGCUUUCUAUAUUUCUUGAGGACAUUGCAUUAUCAUUGUACUUCAACAUGACGCCACAAUUUGAAAAGGACGAAAUUCGACUUCCACUACCUGCGGAUGAUGCUGCUUGGGAUGCCGCAACCUCUGCUGAAUGUGCUGAGGCGCUUGGUCUCCAUGGUCCGGUCGUAGCUCGCUCGAGGAACCCUGAAGGCAGUCGCCGCCCGAAGCAACCCGAAAUGCACUCUGCUUUGAAUGCCUUGAUGCACAAUGUUUGGGACCUUCAACCGGGAACAACCAAUCUUUAUUCGAAGUUUAUCUUGGUACAUGCGUUGCAUAUUGAGCUGUGGACAGCUCUACGCCAGAUGAGUCUCCAGGAAUCUGAUCAGCUUAAUCCCCAGAACCUGUCAUUCCCUUCUAGUGGUACAAGCACCCCGAUCAACCAACACGACUGGGUACAACGCGUAGACCCUACCAGCAGCGGUCUCCAUAGUGCAAGCACCAGUGGGAGAGCGACACCUGUCAUUGAAGCAUCCAGCCAAUCAUCGCUUUUGAGAAGUAUCAACAGUGCAUUUGAUAAGUGGAAGAAAGCUUGGGAUGAGGAUAUGGCAGCUCAGUAUCCGCCAUCAUCCAUGCGCUAUCAUCGUUUCGGCUUCUGUCGGGAUGCUGUGCAUUUCUAUUGGCUUGCAAAAUACCUUAUGAAGAACAAUCACUCGAUGGACUGGAAAAUCGCUCCAGACCAGCGGUUUGCACAGGUCAUUAAUCUCUUGAAGUCGGUCAAAUCCUGGGUUGUUUCAGAUAGCGCGAAGCGGGGCGAGGAGCUCGGCAGUGUCAGUGACAUUGGCAGUGACUACGGUGCGACGGACUUGACUUUAGACAUGGCGCAGCUUUUCAGACCGAUCAACAAGCAAAUCGAUUCUCCGGUUCCGGGCGUUCAUACAAGCAUCGGGGCGGCUUAG